GGGAGGGGUUCCACAGAAUGUACACGGAAAUGUGAGCCGGAAGUUUUCUUAAAACUAGUACACAGGCAGGCCCUAGCAUUUUUUUUUCCACUGAGAUAGAGAGAGGGAGCGGCGUGAGAAGACAUAAGUAAUAGAGACUAUAUAUCCGACAGCUACAGUCUCCAUCAUGUCUGGGUCUCCCAGUAAAGCCACCAGAAUGACUUCCACAGUCACGAUUAACAUCUCCACUCCCAGUUUCUACAACCCAACCAAAAAAUUUGCACCAGUGGCCCCUCCCAAACCUAAAUUUGGGAUGCCAGCACCUAGCCACUCCCCUCUACCACCCAUGGACCAAUCCCAGGCCAGCCAGCCUCCAGCCAGCACAGUAACCCCUCCUCCCUCAAACGUUGUGACUUCAUCAAGCUCCACCAUUCCAGGCAGCUCCAGGGCUAUGAUAGGUCGAGUUGGGGACAUACCACUGCCGGCUCCACCCCCUCCAGUUGCAGAAGAUUUCCCACCCCCUCCUCCCUCAUUGGUUGACUGUGACCUGCCGAGCCCGCCCCCCUGUCUGGACAACACACCCCCUUUAUUUGAGACCGCCCACACCAGCUUUCCAGCUCCGCCUCCGCCACCACCCCCCUUCGAGGAGCCCUUCCCUGCACCCCCCUCUGCUGAAGAGACCUUCCCUUCACCUCCUCCUCCCCCUCCCCCUCCUCCUCCCCCCCUACCCAGCAACACUGGGAACCAGAAAUCGUACCAGAAGCAGACCAGUUUUGACCAGCAGCUGGAUUCCCUGACCAGCAUGCUGUCUGAAAUGGAGCAAAGCAACCCGUUUAAAAACACUGUGUUUUCUGCUCAAGACCCCCCCUCUUCUGCUGCCACCCCAGGUUCUGUAAAAGAGGCCCCAAAACCUGUCAAAUUCUCCCCCAAACCCGCUGCCCCGCCUCCCACAGCCCCCAAACCCGUUGUUGGGGAUCCAGCCGCUUCCUUUGAUAGACCCAGCCCCCCUCCAUGGGCCGCCCAAAUCAAAGCCAGACAAAACCAGUCCAAAACGACGCCCCCAGACACUCAGGCCAUGCCCCCUCCCCCCGCAGCCAAUGAAAACCCUCCCUUUAAUUCUGCCAGGGCUAAAUUUACCAAGCCCCCCACUGUGAAUCAGGCCCCGCCACCUGCAAAUUUUGUGCAAUCAGCUCCUGCUGCACGCUUCAUCACACCCCCUGCAGUCAACCAGGCUCCUCCAGCCCCUCCCACUAAUUCUAGCCUUGCCUCAUCCUCUCCCCGAGCUUCUUUCUCUCCCCAGCAAACCCCUCCCACUAAAACAGACCCCUCCCUUUCCCAGGCGAGGUUUGCCACGCCCCCAGUGGUCAGCCAAGCUCCUAAGGCCCCACCCACAUAUUCUGGUCCCACCUCUCAAGCUAGGUUUACCACGCCCCCAGUUGUAAACCAGGCUCCAGUGGCUCCUCAACAAACUGGGGGACCAAAAUCCUCGCCCACUUCUGGUGGCCACACCUCUCAGCCAAGGUUUGCACCACCAUCUUCAUCUGCUGGUCCACGGCAAGCUCCUCCCACUCUGGGGAAACCAGCAAAAAACAAUGGACAAGUGCCGUCUGCAGGAGUGUCGGCUCCGGGUUCGGGCGCCGCCCUUACUAUGAAGGAGGUGGAGGAGCUGGAGAAGAUGACUCAGAGAUUCAUGUUGGAGAUGGACAAGCCCCCUGUCAUUGAGACUCCGAUUACAGAGUCGUGUGGCUCCUGCUCCCAGCCCCUGUCUCGGUCCCAGCCUGCAGUCAGGGCGAUGGACCGUCUCUUCCACACGGAGUGCUUCGUCUGCCUGGGCUGCAACAAACAGUUGCAGGGCCUGCAGUUCUACGAGGUGGAGGGGCGGCCCCAGUGUGAGGACUGCUACACUAGCACCCUGGAUAAAUGUGCCGUGUGCAAAAAGACGAUCACAGACCGCAUGCUGCGAGCCACGGGGAACGCAUAUCACCCAGCAUGCUUCACUUGUGUGCAGUGCCACUGCUCGUUGGAGGGGGCGCCCUUCAUCACCGACGAUGACAACCAGCCCUUCUGUGUGGACGACUACCACAGGCGCUUCGCUCCGCGCUGCUGUUCCUGUCAGGAGCCCAUCAUGCCGGAGACCGGUAAAGAUGAGACCAUCAGAGUGGUUGCUCUAGAGAGGAACUUCCACCUCAAGUGUUACCGCUGCGAGGACUGCAAUUGCCCACUGUCCAUCGAAGCUGAUGAGAACGGCUGCUACCCGCUUGACAAGCGCAUUCUCUGCCUCAAAUGCCACACCCACCGCGCUAAGCAAGCUGUGGCGUGAUUGGCUUACACUCCAAGAUGAUUCUGAGAUUCUUAAAGGGGUAGAACAAAAACCAAAAGUAACAACAACACAUAAUUUUCUUCCUUCUGGUUCACACAACAACUUUCUGUCUUGCCAGUCCGCUCGUCCAUUCUACCUGUCUUUACUUUCUUACUCCGGUGAAGUCCUUUUAACCUUCUGUCACCACCCCCACACUAGAUUCACUCUCCCUGUGCAGCAGGUAUGAGGACCCCACAUCCUGACCCCCCUACACUGUAGAUUCACUCUCCCUGUGCAGCAGAUAAUGUGACAGUACAUGGAAGUGUGGUAAAUGAAAAGAACUGCAGGAGAAUGAGAAGGGUCUGGCAAGAAAGAGCGUUGUGCAAAUCAGAAGAGGGGAGACAAUGUGUUGUGUAGCCUUGCUUAUUAACCCUUUUAAAGCCAGCAAAUGUCAUGCCAGAGAACUUUUACAUCUAAAGGAGCGCUAACCAAGGCUUCUCUAAAAUCCACUGUCUUACCCCUUACUGUCAUUAGCAACAUUAUCACUGGUCCCCCUUAAUUCCCCCUUUUUCGUUUGCAGAUCUUUAGUUUUGUUUGCUUUUAAUUUAUACUUCAAUUGGAAUAUGCUGAUAUUUCAAAAAGAACAAUAGUGGACAAGUUGCUGCUUUUCCUUCAUGGUACCUAAUGACUUCCUGUGUGGUAGCUCAGUUUAACUCCUAGUCAUGUGACUGACCGCACAGGAUAAUGAUGAUAAUUAACAUAUGUCAAGAGGUCAAAAAAAAAAAAAAAAAGUUAGCACUCCAUUAAAGGGGGGCAGUGAUAAUUUAAAGAGGCUUGGGUUAGCACCCCUUUUAAAAAUGGACCACUGGUCCUUCAUCUACUAAACUCGUUAGCUAACUAUUGUGCUCGCUAAUCUGCAAAAAAAUAAAAAAUAAAUAAACUGCAACGGGUAAAUUAAAUAUCAACAGCAAUAUUAGGAGUGUUAGAUUCUUUAGAAAAUCAGAGUAGCCAAUGAGAAAAACCGCACAGCCACUGCAGCCAAUAGCAAUCCAGUAAUCCUUGCGUUAUAAUUACAUUUGUGAUGUCACAAUACAUCAACUUGUAACCAGAGCAUGCCUAUUGUAUUGUAUUGUAUUGUAUUGCAUUGGGCUCACAGAGUGGCAAGCAGGUUUCAAAGGGGAGGAAACUUGUACUAAGCAGUAGUAUCAAGCUAAACAUGAUUUGUUUGUCUGUCUGUGUGCAGCUCCAGUGAAACUAACUCUGGAGGAAUGUGGUAGGACCCCCUUGUAAGUGAGAUGUAUAUCUCAGGGGUUCUAUCCUGGAUAAAUAAAGAAAGAAAUAUGACAGACAGAACAUGAUUGAGACACUGUCUGUUUGCAGCUUAAAUUACACAAAAAAAUGUAUUCGUUUAAAAAAAAAAAAAAUUCUUGUUUUAUGAACAAAUUACUAUUCAUGCGAAAUGUUUCUUUUUUUACCUUUUUAUAAACACGUUCAUUUCUUUUUUUGUUCCACAAUUGAAACACAAUUGCUUUAGUUUUUGAUGAGAAAAGUGUUACGAUGUUAAGUUUUUUUUUGUUUUUUUUGUGUAUGUUACUGGUGCAGUAGAAUGCUUUUCCAUUCCAUCCACCUUUACUAUUAUUGGAACCUUUCACUGCUCCCUCAUCAUUGUUUAGCCCACAUUUUCAUUUCGGAAAUUUUAAGUACUAUAUGAAAUUAUUUCAUCCAUACACUCAGACCCUACCCAGGGAAAACUAGAAAGCAGUAAUGUAGACAAAGAUUUAUGUUAAUGCAUUCAACAUUGUCCCUGAGGAAAGUCUAGAAAGAAGUCAAGAAACAGACAAAUGCUUUAGCGAAUUUCGUCAGACAGUGUCGAGCAGAGCUUGUGAUUUUGUACAGGUAGUUCAUCCCUAACUUCUCGAUCUGAAACUGCACAGAGAAAAUUUGAAUAAGGUCAAACAGACAAACAGAACUCUGCAGAAUGUUAUUAAUAGCUGAAGUGUUUUUGUACUUCAAGUUUGACCUUUUUCUGCUACACACAUGCUAUUCCUUUGUUGGAAAUCAACGAUUGAGGGAGGCAAUGAAAAUAAUGAGCAGUGGGGAGGGUGUGUGAAACAUUUUGAACUGUCGGCCAGCAGUCGAGCCCCCCCUGGGUUAGUCAGUUAAACGGAUCGGCAUAAAGUUCUGCAAUUAGCUUCAAAUUUACAUUGCCUUGUUUUUAUAUUAAUUGCAGUCCUUCUGAGGGGUUCCCUUCGAUGUUAUUCCAAUGUUGCAUUUGUUUGAUGUAGUCUGUGCUGGGGUGCUUUGACUGGAGUCCACAAGUUGCUCUUCAAUUCCAGUUGCUUGAAUGAGCCAGCUCAUGCUACAUGGAUGUCUGUGUAGUAGUAGGAACCAGCGCCAUCUAGUGAGCUUGGGUCAAAGCAACUUGACAUGGGCUAGAACAAAUUCAGUAUAUUACACAGACUACAUCAAAAAGUACCAACAAAUGGAACAAUUGAGUAAUUACAAGAAUUACAAGACCUGAUCUAAAUGAUUGCAAACAUCAUAAAAAGGCAAGGGGACAGUAAUUGAGUUUGAAUCUACAUUACUGUAACAGUGGUUUUAAUGAUAUCGUACACUGUUUUUUUUUUUGUUUUGUUUUUUGUAUGCUUUUUUCCUUUCUGUACACUGUUACUGUAUUAUGCAAACCAGCACAGGAGAGAGUGCCGUGUUUAAACAAGUAUUAUUGUACUGUAUUAUUGCAUCACUGUAUUCUCAUUAUUACAAACAUGAUUAGUGUAACUCUGUUUCCUUGAAUGUUUACUUUAUUAUUUUUUGGAUCUUUUGGGGCCGCAUCUGUAUAAUCAAUUCUUUGCCAAAUAAUAACAAUUAAUAAAACUAAUGAAUGCA
Messenger RNA from Acipenser ruthenus (sterlet), 5164 nucleotides. It is a transcript of the gene zyx, whose product is annotated as zyxin. NCBI's taxonomy places the organism in Eukaryota, Metazoa, Chordata, Actinopteri, Acipenseriformes, Acipenseridae. Gene Ontology annotation, biological process: transforming growth factor beta receptor signaling pathway; integrin-mediated signaling pathway. The record is from RefSeq and is a predicted model, not a curated record. The transcript is spliced from 10 exons. Bases 167 to 2299 code for a protein of 710 amino acids.